Messenger RNA from Olea europaea var. sylvestris, 2977 nucleotides. Its product is annotated as villin-3-like. Lineage: Eukaryota; Viridiplantae; Streptophyta; Magnoliopsida; Lamiales; Oleaceae. Gene Ontology annotation, molecular function: actin filament binding. The coding region runs from base 350 to 2650 and encodes 766 amino acids. The transcript is spliced from 20 exons. The record is from RefSeq and is a predicted model, not a curated record. Gene Ontology annotation, biological process: actin filament severing; cytoskeleton organization.
UCCACUCUCUCUCUAUACACUCGCAUAUCCACAGAUAUCUCUUGCCCAUUAUUCGUGUAUACAUACAUGUAGACUCUUGUCUGAAAAAUAUUUGUACAAAUUUAAUUCCAUCAUAUAUAUUUACAUCAAUUAUUCAAUCGCCUUUUUUCCCACUACUUUUGUCGUUCUCCAGCUUUGCAUUUAAACCUUUCACCUUCUUUUCCUCUCUAAAACACCCGUUUCUUGAUCACCUUUCAUCAUAUUUUUCGAAGAAAGAGAAUUGUAGGGACUGGUUCAAGCUAUUAGGAGGUUGAAGAAUCUUGUUCUCUUUCUGUGCAAAAACUGUCAGCCGUGGGAAGGAUAUCACGCAAUGUCUAGCGCAGCUAAAGCUCUGGAACCUGCAUUUCAGGGAGCUGGUCAGAGAGUAGGGACUGAGAUAUGGAGAGUUGAGAACUUCCAACCAGUUCCUUUGCCCAAAUCCGAUUAUGGUAAAUUCUACUCUGGAGAUUCAUACAUUGUUUUGCAGACAAGUCCUGGAAAGGGAGGUGGUGCUUAUCUUUAUGACAUACACUUCUGGCUUGGAAAGAAUACUAGCCAGGAUGAAGCUGGGACUGCAGCUAUCAAAACUGUUGAACUUGAUGCUGUUCUUGGCGGUCGCGCUGUGCAGUACAGAGAAUUACAAGGCCAUGAAUCUGACAAAUUCUUGUCAUACUUCAAACCAUGCAUUAUACCAUUAGAAGGUGGUGUUGCUACUGGAUUUAAGAAACCUGAAGAGGAAGAAUUUGAAACACGAUUAUAUAUUUGUAGAGGAAAACGAGCUGUGAGAAUGAAACAGGUCCCUUUUUCUCGCUCCUCUCUAAAUCAUGAUGAUGUUUUUAUUCUUGACACUAAAGACAAGAUAUAUCAGUUCANGCCCGACAAACUCUUUUUGGUUUUGGUAGCUUUUUUGAAGCAGCAAGGUGGCAUCAUGAAGGGAGGUAGUAAAGGUGCUCCUAUGAAUGAAGAAGUCCCACCGUUGCUUGAAGGAGGUGGAAAAAUAGAGGUUUGGCGCAUUGAUGGCAGUGCGAAAACUCCAGUAUCCAGCGAAGAGAUUGGUAAAUUUUAUAGUGGGGAUUGCUACAUUGUCCUCUACACGUACCAUUCUAAUGAACGGAAAGAAGAUUACUACUUGUGUUUUUGGAUUGGAAAAGACAGUGUUGAGGAAGACCAACAGACAGCUGCUAGAUUGGCUACUACAAUGUGUAACUCUCUGAAAGGGAGACCAGUUCAGGGUCGGAUAUUUCAAGGAAAAGAGCCACCCCAGUUUGUUGCAAUCUUUCAGCCUAUGGUGAUCCUUAAGGGUGGGAUGAGCUCUAGGUACAAGAACUAUAUUGCCGACAAAGGUCUGAACGAUGAAAUUUACAUGGCCAAUGGUGUUGCACUCAUCCGGAUAUCUGGAACUUCUGUGCAUAACAACAAAGCUAUACAAGUUGACGCCGCAGCUACAUCAUUGAACUCAAAUGAGUGCUUUCUGCUGCAAUCUGGAUCUUCAUUGUUUUGUUGGCAUGGAAAUCAAAGCACCUUUGAGCAGCAGCAGUUAGUGGCAAAAGUUGCUGAAUUUUUGAAGCCUGGAUUAGCCGUCAAACACACUAAAGAAGGAACUGAGAGCUCAACAUUUUGGCAUCCUCUCGGAGGGAAACAAAAUUACACCAGCAAGAAAAUAUCUCCAGAGGUUGUCAGAGAUCCUUACUUAUUCGCUUUCUCUUUCAAUAAAGGGAAGUUUGAGGUUGAAGAAAUUUACAACUUUUCUCAAGAUGAUCUUUUGACUGAGGAUAUUUUGAUCCUUGACACACAUGCUGAAGUGUGUGUGUGGGUUGGUCAAUCAGUCGAUCUCAAAGAUAAGCAAAAUGCGUUUGAAAUUGGACAGAAAUAUGUUGAUAUGGCUACUUCAUUGGAGGGUUUGUCUCCGAAAGUGCCAUUGUACAAAGUCACAGAAGGAAAUGAACCAUGUUUCUUCACCACUUUUUUUUCAUGGGAUCUAGCAAAAGCUAUUGCACAUGGAAACUCAUUCCAAAAGAAGGUCAUGCUUCUCUUUGGGGCCGGUCAUUCCACAGAGGAGAAGUCCCAUGAUUCAAAUCAGGGAGGACCGACUCAAAGGGCUUCGGCUUUAGCUGCCUUAAACUCAGCAUUUAGUUCAACUUCAGCUCCCAAAUCCACUUUUGCCACAAGGGCCGGAGUAAUAAGUCAGGGGUCGCAGAGAGCAGCUGCAGUGGCUGCUUUAUCAAAUGUUUUGACUGCUGAAAAGAAGCGGUCGCCCGAUUCCUCUCCUGCCCGGUCACCUGCCGCAAUAAAGAGUGAAGAUGCUCCUGAGGUUGAAGAUUCCAAGGAAGCUUUGGAAGUUAAGGAAACUGAAACAGUCGAGCCUAUCCCAGAGACUGAUGGGGACAAUUCAGGUUCAAAACCCAAGUCCGACCCGGAUGAAAAUGGCAGUGAAACCACUCAAAGUACAUUUACUUAUGAUGAGUUGAAGGCUAAAUCUGACAACCCUGUGACCGGCAUUGAUUUUAAAAGUAGAGAGGCUUAUCUCUUGGAUGAAGAAUUCCUGACUGUAAUGGGAAUGACGAAAGAUGAGUUCUAUAAGUUGCCAAAGUGGAAGCAAGAUACUCACAAAAAGAAAGUCGACCUCUUCUAGAAAUGGUUUCGCGAACAAGUAGUUUCCCAUUUUAUCUCUACCGUUCCUUGUAAAUCCUUGUCCGUUUCUUUAUUGCUAGUUCCACGUACUUAUCAUGCCUCGAUCUCUUUCCUGUAUUUUGGUUUUCUGGGAUUGGUUUGCCCAAAGAGCAACCUUUUCCAUCGUCUUCAACCCCUGGACGUAUUGUGCUCACAGUCACACAUUGUAGUUCAACGAGAACAGACAGGUUAAUAUUCUUUAAUUUGAUUGGUAUGUCAAUUAUUAAAUUUCCGCCUUUUAUUUGUGUUUUUAAUUAUUUAACUUGUUAAUUAUAAGAGUUUAAAUGUA